Messenger RNA from Rotaria sp. Silwood1, 3887 nucleotides. The record is from the annotation of a GenBank genome assembly. Lineage: Eukaryota; Metazoa; Rotifera; Eurotatoria; Philodinida; Philodinidae.
AUGAAAACAGUAAAGAUUGUUGUUGAUGUAUCUAUGUAUCCAUCUAUCGAGGUAUUAAAGGAACCUAGAGUAUCUGAUCAGAUCUCGAAACAAGUAUAUAAUAUUCUCGAGAAAAAUAGACAAAAGGCACGUGAUAGUGCAAUAAUCAAAGCUUGUAAAAAUGCUGUCUCUCUUCUUCUAUCGAAGAAAAAAGGAGUUUCACCAACAUUUUUAUCGGUUUAUUUGCCAUUGAAUAUUAUUGAGUCAUCUGAUGAUACAGUUGUACCUAGUGUUUCAUCCGAUGAAGAUCUAUUAGAAACAAGUGUUGGUGAAGAUGAUGACAGUAUUCAUAGCGAUCAACUUUCAUCAUCUAAUUCACAAGGUUCACAUAUUUCUUUUUCUUUGUGUAACAAUGUAAUGACAGCAAAUACAACGUUCGAAUAUCUUUUUGAUUAUUUUAAACAUUCUCUAUCAAUUAAUAAUAAACCGAUGAAUCUUGAGAAGAUCGUAAAGGAUGUAUGUAGUUAUGCUUUUCUUGAACUUAAUUGUUCUGUGAACGUUCGCAUGUUAAAAAAAGAAAUAAGCCGUCAAAUAAGUCAUAUAGUACAAUCAGCACGUGAACGUGCUGCCGGUAAAAGUGUUAUCGAAAUUUUACGUACAAAAAAUGUUUUCUCACUUAUUUUCAAAUCUAUCGAUUCUUUGAAUCGACUUGAACCAUCGAUGGGAUUUAUAAGAUAUAAAAAUGAUGAUUAUUUAAGUCCAAAUCUUUUCGUUCGAGAAAAUAAUGAUGAAACUGCUAUUUUUCAAUUUUAUCCAUUUUCAAAUAUAGUUGAGAUAACCAUCAAUGAGACAUUAGUGAGAAAAGCAUUGUCUUCGUUUGAUCUAGUACGAGCAUUAGAUACUAGUGAAAUUUCUAAUCUUGUUUCACAAUGUGUUGCGACAUAUGAUUUAAAAUUAAAUUUACCGGUUUUUGAAGAAAUUCUUAAAACAAAAAUAUUGUUUGAACGUAGUACGUUAAAUUCUAGUUAUUUUCUAACUAUGUCUGUAAAUGUUGCAGAAAAAGAAGAUCAGAUUGAUAAAGUUAAUGAACAAAGUCAUAUAGAUGAUUCUCAUUCCUUCUGUGAAGAAGAAAUAGAUGCUAUUAUUGGUCGAACAUAUAACACCCGAGGUGUUAAACGUUCGUAUGAAGAAGAUCCUAUUUCUGUUGAACCCAAUAAAAACAUACAGAGACGAAAUAAAAUAAUAAAAGAUCAAAGAGAUUUAUUACAUCUAAAGGAUACCUAUCAUCUAACGGAUAGUGCUUUAAUUGCUAUUUUUAAGUAUAUUCAAAGUAAAAGAAAACUCUGUUCAUUAAAACAAAUCGUCCAAUUGAGAAAAAAUACAAACUCCAAAUUUCCCAUUGCGUACACUAAGACAAGUUCUUAUGUCAAAUUUGAAUAUGCAGUAAGAACUGCUAUUUUCGUUGCUCAAAAAUAUGAGCUAAAGCUUGAUCAGGUUGAGAAACUUAAUAUUCGCUUUAAUAUGGACGGUACACUCAUCGGAAAUAAGCACAUAGUCGCAAUAUCCAUAAACUGCAUUGAAGGCGGUCGUCAAUGCCAAAUGUCAACACACCUUGUUCCUUUAGCUCUUUUUGAAAUACAAAAGGAGAACACUGAAUUAUUACGUAAAACCCUGCCUGCAGAAUUUGUUGCUGAUAUAAAGUCAGUAAAACAUAUUUCUGUAGGAGAAAAAAAUAUAGAAAUUCAUAUUCGAUUAGGAGGUGAUUUGAUGAAUGCCGUGUACGUGUUUGGACUUAGUGGCUUCAGUUCCAAUUAUCCCUGCGUCUUUUGUACGCAACAUAAAGAUGAUCUGCACAUAACUGAAGAAACUGCUUAUGAUAAAAUAACUACUGAGGGAAAGGGUAAAAACAAGAAAACAAAUACAGUUCAUAUUGGCCCCACUUCUUAUCACGAUUUCACUAAACGAGCACGAUCCCUUGCCGAGCAAAAGCUUUGUUUAGCUAAAAAGAAUAAUGAUUUAGGAUAUAAAUGCGAACCUCUUUUUGGUGAUCUUUUUGAUUAUCAGGAUUACUGCGUGGACACGCUACACCUGAAGUUACGAAUAUUUGAUGUUAUUUUAAAAGACAUAUUGUCUUACGCUUCUCGGACUGGUAAAUAUGGAGGCGAACAUUUAGCAAUUAUUGAAAAAAAAAUUGAAAUUCUUAAUCAGCAUUGCAAGAGAACUAUCGGAAAUCGUUUUUUCUUUCAAGUAGAAACAGAUGAUAAAAAUAAAAUUAUUGCUUCACAUGGAAAGCUUUCCGGCCACCUUCAAGAUCUGUUUUUUGUUGAUAACUUUCCUUACAAAGAAAUUCUAGGCGAUGAAGUUGCAAAAUCUGUUCGAAGUGUUGUGAAUAAGUUUAAAGAACUUCUUAAUGAAGUUAAGCAUAAUUCUAUAAAACGAAAGGGUCAUCUAAAGCGUCUAUCUCUAGAGUUUGUCAAAGAAUUUCGUCAAAGUGGUCUUCGUACAACUGUUACUCCGUAUAUCCAUAUAAUUGGAAAUCAUUUGUUUGAAUUCGAUGAAUUCAAUGACCUAGGAGAUUACAAUAUGCAGGGAGUAGAGAAAAAUAAUGAUCUACUCUCUAAUAUCUAUUUUUCAUCUACAAAUCUUGCGAAAAAUCCUCUCCUUACUAUGCUUCAGAAACUUUAUCGAAUGCUCGAGAUGAACUUUGAAGAAGAAGCAGAAAGAAAUGCGAUGGCUGAAUUUGCUCGAACAGGUGUAUACGAUUUCGUUGAAGCUCUAAAUCAACCUAAGUCAUUACAUGACGAUGACAUUUUCUUCUAUAGCAACGAACAACAAGAGAUAGAUAGUGAUGAUGAAUUUAAAGAAACAUUUAAUCGAUCUAUAGAAGAUGUUGCUGAAAUAGAAGAUGAAAGUGACAUAGACUUAGAUGAAUCAAUGAUUUGGGCGCCCGAAAAAAGAUUUGGAACUAACUUUCUACCUAGAACCGAAAAUCGGUUCAAGAGUUUCCGAAGAUCAUAAGUAAACAUUUAAACUUACGAUAAAAUAAAUUUAUAAUCCUCAUUUUUCAUUCAGCAUUUUUUAUUUACGAUAUUCGUUUUCUUCAAAAUAUACCCGUUUGCUCUUGUAAAUAUAUUCUACAUUGAUAAAUACGUUUGUAGAAAAUGUUAUUCUAUAGUAUAAAAUUUUUACCCUAUUUUUAUAAUUAGGCACGCACUUUUGUAGAUAAUCUUUUCUAGAUAUGAGUCAUUGCUUUGUCAAUGAUUUGUGUACUUUCAGCAUAUCGUCUUAUUGUGAUAAAAAAUGUGGACGAAAAAUUCAUAUUCCUCCUUAUCUUUCUAUUUAUGACGGUCAUAUACAUCUGAAUCAAGUUGUUACUAAAAUUCAAUCCGACUUUAUUUCUCUUAAAGCAAUCCCUCCUAUUCGUGAAUAUUAUUUCGUCAAUAAUAAUCACAAACCUGCUGAAUGGUCGGUUUUGAAUUCUUUCCAUAUUCCUCCACACGUUCACAUAUAUCCUACCAUGGGUAUUCACCCAAAAUAUUUUGAUCCACACGGUGUAUAUAAAACUCUUGAUGAUCUUCAAAAUCAUUUAGAAAUUUCCCAUCAUAUUUCAAAUCCUAAAAAUAAAAUAGUUGCCGUUGGAGAAUGUGGACUUGAUGAAACAGCUAUGACGGCCAUUGAUCAACAACUAUUUGUCCUUCAAAAGCAGAUUGAUCUUGCCAAUCGAUUUCAUCUUCCAAUCGUUAUCCAUUGUCGUGGUCCUCAUCUUUAUCAAAAAUUAUUCGAUUGUCUAAAAAGCCGAAUCCCAGACAAAAAUUUUCCACUUCAUUGGCAUUGCAUCAAUAGUAAUUCGGAUUUGCAUACUAUUGAUUUGUUUUUAAACCAGUAUCCGAAUUCUUAUAUCGGCUUGA